This is a messenger RNA of Morus notabilis, 1624 nucleotides long. RefSeq names its product cytochrome P450 81E8. NCBI's taxonomy places the organism in Eukaryota, Viridiplantae, Streptophyta, Magnoliopsida, Rosales, Moraceae. The transcript is spliced from 2 exons. The record is from RefSeq and is a predicted model, not a curated record. Gene Ontology annotation, molecular function: heme binding; oxidoreductase activity, acting on paired donors, with incorporation or reduction of molecular oxygen; iron ion binding. The coding region runs from base 1 to 1518 and encodes 505 amino acids.
AUGGAAGAUCCAAAUCUUAUAUUAUACACAUCCCUUCCUCUCAUCAUCCUCCUAAUAACUCUCAAGCUCUUCCUCCUAACCAAAAAACCACAAAAGAACCUCCCACCAAGCCCACCGGCUCUUCCGGUCAUCGGUCACCUCCACCUCCUAAACUCCCCCAUCCACCGCACCUUCCGCGACCUCUCCCAAAAAUACGGCACCAUUUUCUCCCUCCGGUUCGGCUCUCGCCGCGUCGUCGUCGUCUCCUCCCCUUCCGCCGUCGAGGAAUGCUGCACCAAAAACGACGUCGUCCUCGCCAACCGCCCUCCCCUCAUCACGGCCAAGCACAUCAGCUACAACUACACCACCAUCGUCUCCUCCCCCUACGGCGACCACUGGCGCAACCUCCGCCGAAUCGGCACGCUUCAAAUCUUCUCCUCUUCCCGACUCAACGUGUUUAGGGGCCUCCGAAGAGACGAGGUGAAGCGCUUGCUCCGCCGGAUCUCUCAAAACUCGCUACGAGGUUCGGGGAAGGUCGAGCUGAAGUCGAUGCUUUCCGAGCUGACGUUGAACGUCAUAAUGAGAAUGGUCGCCGGGAAGAGGUACUACGGCGACGACGUGUCGGACCAGGAUGAAGCAAAGAAGUUUAAGGAAGUGAUUAAGGAGGUUUCUGAGAAUGGUGGGGGGGCUAAUCCGGCCGAUUUUGUGCCUAUUUUGAAUUGGAUUUGGGGUGGUUUUGAGAAGAAAAUGAAGAGGCUUGCGAUGAGAACGGACACUAUUCUGCAGAGUUUGAUCGACGAGCAUCGGAGUAGGAAAGAGAGUAAGAACACCAUGAUUGAUCAUUUGCUUUCUUUGCAGAAGUCGCAGCCUGAGUAUUACACUGAUCAAAUUAUCAAAGGCUUCGCACUGAUAAUGUUAUUGGCUGGGACCGAUACAUCAUCGGUGACACUAGAAUGGGCAAUGUCCAAUCUCCUUAACCAUCCCAGCAUUCUUAAAAAAGCUAAAGCUGAAUUGGAUGCUCAAGUUGGUCAACAACACUUGGUAGAAGAGUCGGAUCUCUCAAAAUUAAAUUACCUCCAAAACAUCAUCUCCGAGACUCUUCGGCUAUAUCCAGCGGUUCCACUGCUUGUUCCCCACUACUCAUCCGGCGAUUGCACCGUUGGCGGAUAUGACGUGCCACGUGGCACGGUGUUAUUCAUUAACGCAUGGGCCAUACAUAGAGACCCCAAGUUGUGGGAGGAUGCGGAGAGUUUCAAGCCCGAGAGGUUUGAGAAUGGGGAGAGCGAGAGUUACAAGCUAUUUCCAUUUGGGCUUGGAAGGAGGUCUUGUCCCGGAAUAGGCCUGGCCCAGCGUGUUGUGGGCUUGACUUUGGGCUCGUUGAUUCAGUGCUUUGAGUGGGAGAGGAUUGGCGAGGAAGAAGUUGAUAUGGCUGAGGGUAAAGGGCUUACUAUGCCUAAAGCAGUGCCAUUAGAGGCCUUGUGUAAAGCACGGCCCAUUAUGAACGUUGUUCUCUCUGAAGCCGUCGAUGGUAUUAAUUGAAGGCAAAAUAUAAGAUUGCUGUUGUAAUAUUUAUGUAAGACUAUAUAACGAGUUCCUCAGUAGGUAUAAGUAAUAUUGAGCUCAUCUUGUUUGGUCAAUAUUAUUA